This is a messenger RNA of Hydra vulgaris (swiftwater hydra), 699 nucleotides long. The record is from RefSeq and is a predicted model, not a curated record. NCBI's taxonomy places the organism in Eukaryota, Metazoa, Cnidaria, Hydrozoa, Anthoathecata, Hydridae.
AUGAAGUCUGGAGAACAUUUUGCAUUAGCUCAAAUACUAAACUUUGGUAAGCCUAGGUUACUUGUGAUCGUAGAAAACAAUUUGUAUAUCUCAAGUAUAUUUCAAGUAUAUUUCAAGUAUAUUUCAAGUAUAUUUCAAGUAUAUUUCAAGUAUAUUUCAAAUAUAUUUCAAGUAUAUUUCAAGUAUAUUUCAAGUAUAUUUCAAGUAUAUUUCAAGUAUAUUUCAAGUAUAUUUCAAGUAUAUUUCAAGUAUAUUUCAAGUAUAUUUCAAGUAUAUUUCAAGUAUAUUUCAAAUAUGUUUCAAGUAUAUCUCAAGUAUAUUUCAAGUAUAUUUCAAGUAUAUUUCAAGUAUAUUUCAAGUAUAUUUCAAGUAUAUUUCAAGUAUAUUUCAAGUAUAUUUCAAGUAUAUUUCAAGUAUAUUUCAAGUAUAUUUCAAGUAUAUUUCAAAUAUGUUUCAAGUAUAUCUCAAGUAUAUUUCAAGUAUAUUUCAAGUAUAUUUCAAGUAUAUUUCAAGUAUAUUUCAAGUAUAUUUCAAGUAUAUUUCAAGUAUAUUUCAAGUAUAUUUCAAGUAUAUUUCAAGUAUAUUUCAAGUAUAUUUCAAGUAUAUUUUAAGUAUAUUUCAAGUAUAUUUCAAGUAUAUUUCAAGUAUAUUUCAAGUAUAUUUCAAGUAUAUUUCAAGUAUAUUCCAAGUAGCAGUUGA